Messenger RNA from Schistocerca serialis cubense, 468 nucleotides. RefSeq lists its product as uncharacterized. The coding region runs from base 1 to 468 and encodes 155 amino acids. The transcript is spliced from 2 exons. The record is from RefSeq and is a predicted model, not a curated record. NCBI's taxonomy places the organism in Eukaryota, Metazoa, Arthropoda, Insecta, Orthoptera, Acrididae.
AUGGAGGAGAUAAGGGUGGAAGACGAUUCAUUAGGCCCGCAGAAGGGCGCAGCACGUUCCAGCUCACAGGUGCAGCCCUGCUGGCCUUUCCGGAGGAAUUUCUCUCAAAUUAGCUGUUGGGCUGCUGAGGGCGCAGCGGCGGAAACAAUGGAGGGCCUGGGCGAUGGCGACCCCGUGUUAGGAACUGCAGCAGGUGCAGCAGCAGUCACAACCAGCGGCCCAGCAGCGACGCCAGUGACAGUUCUAGUUCCAGUUCGAGUUCCAGCAGCACCAGCAGGUUCCAGCAGCAUCAGCAGGUUCCAGCAGCCCAUCCGCCCAGCCGGUUACAGCAACCCAUCCAGUUCCAGCAGCCCAGCUGGUUCCAGCAGCCCAGCCGGCUCCAACAGCCCAGCAGCCUGGCGACGGCGCCAGCAGCAGCAGCAGCAGCAGCAGCAGCAGCGGCGGCAGCAGCAACAGCUGACGCGGUGA